Molecule: messenger RNA, 1668 nt
Organism: Histoplasma capsulatum G186AR
Lineage: Eukaryota; Fungi; Ascomycota; Eurotiomycetes; Onygenales; Ajellomycetaceae
Exons: 3
Coding region: 1-1668 (555 amino acids)
Source: RefSeq, a predicted model, not a curated record
AUGGCGCCUAACAUGAUGAUAUCUAUUGCUGAUCUCGACAAAUUGACUGCAAAGGAUUUUGAAGGCGUGCGGGAGAUUGUCAACUCGAGACAAAAUGAAUACAGUUUAGAUGCCACGGAAUUAGAGGAGAAGCUUAAAACUUUAUCAAAUGCAGAUGCUCCCCGCCGCUCCGCUUCCUCCACGAGCGUGGCCACGACUCCAACCCUAAGCCACACCCCAAGCCGUCUCCCGACUCCGACCCCAGAGGCGGAAGCUUUCAAAAAACAACAUCUCGCUGACUGUAUACGGGAUUAUAACUAUUUGGUAGAGCAUGGGGGACGGCCUGCAUUUCCACUGGAAUAUGCCACGGCAGCUCCUAAAAACUUCGGAAAAUAUAGAGAUAUGAUCGAUUACUGGGGCCAAUCCUAUUACAACCAAAGAAAUGUUUGGGUUUCUUUCCAAAACUUCCAAUUAAAAAAGCGGCGAUCAAUGGAGAUUUUCACCCAGUACCAGCAGGACAUUCAUGACUACCGCGAAAAGGAAGGGAUUGAGGGUGACAUCCAGCUACAUUUUGAUGAGGAACGGCAAUCCAGAGUAGACCAGUGGAAGGAGUAUCAUUAUUAUCUCCACAGACGCGUUCCCCCGUGGAGGGAGAAGGCUGAAGCCGCGCGCAAAGAGCGAGAGCAGGACAUGUUAGAUUGGGAGUCUGGUAAACGCAACCCUAAGAUCCCGGAGGAUAUGGGUUGGAUCCACACUGUGCGAACAUUAGUGGAAUCUGACCUGGAGGAAUACAUGAGUUGGAUUCAAUGGGUAGAAGCAGAGCUUCCCAAAAUUGAGCAAGAAUGUGCAGAAUCCGCCGGUAAAAAUGUGGACGAUGAAUCCUGCCUAGCGGAAAAAGAGGACGUGGCCACGGAGCCUACAGCACCGCCGCCAGCGCAUGCCGAAUCAGCACCUCCACCCACGGAAACCCAUCCAAGGAGCCGUCGUCAAUCGAUCAGCAGAAUAGAAAACUCCAAAGACUCUGUAGACGUUAUUGAUACGCCGGAAGUUUUACACAAGCAGCCAAAACUAUCAGUAUCUGCUGAACAACUUACUCACGCAGAUUCGGAGACGGCUUCUUUGACAAAACCGGAUCAAAGCAGCACAAGUGCAGGACAAGCUACUGGAGAAGCUAGUACAACUGGCAUGCAAGCAAAGAGGUCUUCUCGUCUGGCAAAACCGGAUAAAAGCAGCGCAAGCACAGAGCAAGCUACAGGAGAAGCUAGUACAUCUGGCUUACCACAAAAGAGGUCUUCUCAUGCGGCAAAACUGGAUCAAAGCGGUGCAAGCACGGGGCAACUCACUGGGGAAGCUAGUACAUCUGGCUUACAACGAAAGAGGUCUUGUCGUGUAGCAAAACCUUCCACAACGGCUACAGCUGAGUCUGUUCCAUUGCGCCGGAGCCAGCGAAUCAUUGACAUGGAAUUAAGAAAAGCUCAACAAGCGGAACAGGAAGCGGCAGAGGCUAAACAGAUAGCAUUAAAAGCUGGAAGUCGAAGAGAGCCAGCGGCUCAGCAAAUGAAAGGAACCUCCAAACCAGCCCCAGCGCGGAGUCAAUCUCAAACAACGACAAAGCCCCGGGAACCUAGGAGAAGGAGGCUCUCUUCACCUGUGAAAAUCAACACCCUAGCAAGGGAAGUGAUGGUUUAA